Messenger RNA from Paramecium sonneborni, 273 nucleotides. NCBI's taxonomy places the organism in Eukaryota, Ciliophora, Oligohymenophorea, Peniculida, Parameciidae. The record is from the annotation of a GenBank genome assembly.
AUGGAAGCAUUGUUGAUCUCAAAAGUUAUACAAGAAUAUACAGAAUUUCUGAAUCCCUCUCAGUUGUAUUAUCAUCAAAAGUUCUGACACAGCUGUUAAGCCAUACAAUACUCAGUCAAUUAAUUUAUCGAAAUUAUAGAUGAAAGCAAGGUUAUUGAUAACAAAGCUUUAUAUGGUAUUUUUUUCAGAACAUUGGACAAUCUCAAGCUUUGGGAACUUAAAUCUUUGGUCUCCGUUGUUAUGUCGAAAUUUACAUGCACAAGACCAAGAUGA